AUGUUUUUUUUCUUAUCCAUUGUUUUACUUUUUUUGGCUUCGUGUGGGGCCAGUGGUUUACUCCCACUGGACGUGAUUCCCGAACGCCUUAAUCGCGGGGAGCUUUUUUGCUCACCCGUUGGUGAAGGCGGUGGUAACCUUUUCGACGAGGAAUAUUUUAAUAAGACUCCGGCAACAUUUCGGCAGCUUGUGGAUCAUUCGAAAAAUGGAAGCUCUACGUUUGAUCAACGUUAUUGGGUGGAUUAUUCAGCGUGGAAUAACAGUGAAUUGGCCAUGCUUUAUAUCCGAAUCGGAUCUGGGGAUUUUACUUCUCCCAGAGGAUACCCUGGAAUGUACGGGCAUGAACGAAAUAUGUUGCUUUUUACUUUGGAAGGUCGAUACUAUGGAAAAAGUCUUCCGUUUCCUUUGACGGAGACAGAAAAACUGAAAAAGUACCUCAAUGUGGAUAUUGCCUUGGAGGAUAUACGUGGUUUUCAGAAGUUUGUUGAGGAAAAGCUCCUUCAGAAAAAGCUUCGUUGGCUUAUAGUGGGAGGGAGCUAUGCUGGCGCUUUAGCUGUGUGGUUCAAGGCAAAAUAUCCAACAGCCGCUUUGGCUGUUUGGAGCAGCAGUGCGGUUGUUGAAGCUCAGUUUGAUUUCUAUGGUUUUGAUGGGCGUGUCAAGUCUGCAAUUUCACCGGAAUGCGUCCGCGAAAUUUAUUCUGUACAAUCAUUGUUUUCUGAGUUGUGGGAAAAUGAAACCGCUCGGGUGAGUUUUUUGAACCGAUUUAAUAUUCCACACUAUUUUGACAAAUCUGGUAUAUUGUACAAGAUGGCCGAUGCUGUGGCAGGUGCGGUUCAGUAG
Messenger RNA from Trypanosoma cruzi, 840 nucleotides. RefSeq names its product prolyl carboxypeptidase. NCBI's taxonomy places the organism in Eukaryota, Euglenozoa, Kinetoplastea, Trypanosomatida, Trypanosomatidae. The transcript has a single exon. The record is from RefSeq and is a predicted model, not a curated record. Gene Ontology annotation, biological process: proteolysis. Bases 1 to 840 code for a protein of 279 amino acids. Gene Ontology annotation, molecular function: dipeptidyl-peptidase activity; serine-type exopeptidase activity.